Molecule: messenger RNA, 8487 nt
Organism: Plasmodium gonderi
Lineage: Eukaryota; Apicomplexa; Aconoidasida; Haemosporida; Plasmodiidae
Product: 6-cysteine protein
Exons: 1
Coding region: 1-8487 (2828 amino acids)
Biological process (GO): symbiont entry into host
Cellular component (GO): plasma membrane; cell surface
Source: RefSeq, a predicted model, not a curated record
AUGGGAAAGUUAGUUAGGAUAAGAAAUUUUUUUCUUCUGCCUCUUGUUCAUAUAAUACUUGUGCGAAAAAAUGACAUAGAUCCAAAAGUACACUUAAAAAAAAAUCCAUAUUAUUCAUUACGAUUGUUAAGUGAUGGAAAUGCUAGUAGUGACAAUUGGAAGGAAAAUGAAUUUCUUAUGAAGCAUAAAGCUAUAGCUAGCAAUAGAAAUAACAACUAUGGAAAUAAAAAUGAUAAAUCUUUGUUAAGACAGAAUGCCUUCGAAGGUAUCGAUAAGGGAAGAGACAUUCCCAAUAGAAUCUCAUCCAGAAUUAUACAUUACACAAAUAGAAACAAAUUAAAAUGGAACUUCAAUCAUCUUCAGUCCCUUGUUAAGAAUGAAGAUAUAGAGCAAUCGAAAUUUUUACAUUUUGUAAGAACUUCCCAUUGGGUAGAUAAUAAAAUAGAUUCAGAAUUUCCUACCACGGACGAAACAGAGGAGAAAACACAUUACCAAAAUAUAUGUGAGGAACAGUUUUUCUUCCAUAAAAAUGGUCCCUCGAAAAGUAGGAUAAAUCACCUGCAAGUUCAGACAAAAAAGUGGAAAGAUGUAAUAAUGAGCGGUGCACACGAGCUGUUUGGAACGCUUCUAUUUGGAAAAAUCAAUGAUAGGAGAAUAGGAAGAUAUUUGCAAGAAGACGACAAUGAAGAAGAUGACAAUGAAGAAGAUGAUAAUGAAGAAGAUGACAAUGAAGGAGAGGACAUCGAGGGAGAGGACACUGAAGGAAUCAUCUCUGGACGAAACAGCUAUCAACUGAACUCUUUGGAAAAAGAUUAUCAAAUGAAAGGAAUGGAUAGUCCACCAGCAGAAGCUAUAGAAAAAGAAGACGAAGAGGAAGAAGAAGAAAUUACCCUUGAAGUGGAUCCUGAAGACGACGAUUUUGACAAAAUAACUGAUAGCUUUAAAACGACAUUUAAAGGAGAAGGAUUAUCAUUGGAACAAGCAGUAGCUGAAUCAUUUGCAUCUAGCAACACAAACAAAGAAUAUGUAUGUGAUUUUAAAGAGUAUAUAAGUCCAAAAGAAAGCUCCAAAAUAGUGACAUGUGAAAUGAAGAUUCAAGAACCACUUGUUAAGGUAAAAAUUAUCUGUCCCACGAAAGAUGAGGAAGCAACAAAAUUUAAAUCUAUUGAAUACUUUCCUAAAAAGGCACCUUAUGUUGUACUAGUGAACGAAAAUAAAAAUGGAGAGGAGACUGAAUCGUUAAAGGAGAAAAAGUUAGCUGAAUUGGUUUAUGGUGUUGUUAUACCUCCACAGAAUAAUGAAAAAGAUAAUGAAUUUGAAAAAGGAUCUAUCGAAUUUAUUUUACCACCUAUAAUGAAAAGUAAGAAGACAUUAUAUUAUAUAUGUGAUAAUAGUAAAUCAACUGAUGGAGGAAGUAACAAAGGAAGCAGAGGUAUUACGGCUAUUUCUAUAGAACCAUAUGGUGAACCUGUUAAAGGAUGUAACUAUUCAGGUAAGAAUAAGAAUUUUUUUACAUAUAAUUAUGAUGAAACUGCUUCUAUUGGAACUCCAUGUGUGUUUCAAUUAAACGCUGGAGAAAUUGGAGGUAUUAUGUUCCCAAAGGAUAUUAAAUCGACUAGCUGUUUUGACAAAAUGAUUCCGAAUACAUUGAAUGAAAAAUGGGACAAGAAAAAAAAAGCAUUAAUAGAUGUAAUAAGCGGUUCAGUAAUAUAUAACAAAGAAAUGGAUGCAAAAUAUUAUGAUGUAAAAUAUUUCACCAUUCCACAAAGCUACAGAGAUUCUAUCAACUUGUUUUGUCACAUCAAAGUGGGGCAAGAAAAUAAAGUUCAUAUGGUAUACAUAAGCAUAAAUCAAGAAUUAAACAUGUCUAUUUUUAACCUGUAUGAUUCAUUUUCCAAAAUAAAAAAAGUUUCACAAAUUGCAAAAAAGACAGAAGGAAAGACUGAAUAUACAUGUGACUUUACAGAUCAAUUGGAAAAAAGCUUAGAAUUAAAUGAAAAAAAAGUUAUCAUAUGUAGAAAAAAAUUAAAAGAAUUUGAUACGUUCAAAAUGAAGUGUAAUGUUAGCAAAUCGAAAUAUGCAAAUAUCGAAAUGAUACCUAAAAUGCUUAAAGAUGAGAAAAAAAAAAAAAAUGUCUUAAAAAUUCAGCUAGAUGUGCAAUAUGAACUCUUCAAAAGGUACCUUCAUUUUCAUACCAAGAAUGCAGAAUAUCUAAUUGGAUAUCCCUCUUUCUUAAUGUUUCCAUUUAACAAAAUUGCAAAAAUGGAAUUGAAAAAAAAUUCCAUCUUUAAAAGUCAUAAAGAUUUUUCCUAUUUUGAUCAAGUAUCAACUGCUUCUGAUGGGUUGAUAAAACUUCUCGCAUAUAUGGAUGCACAAGAUACAGUUGUGUUAAAAGAAAAAAUUCCAAAUCUAAAUAUAAGUGAUGAAGAAUCCAAUGAUGAAAUCUUCGACUUGACGUUUCAAGUGCCAGCAUAUGUAGACAUAUCCGAACCUUUAUAUUUUUUCAUGGGAUGUAAUAAUACAAAAGAUGGAGGAAAUAUUGGAGUUGUCGAGUUGGUUAUUUCUAAAAAUGAACAAAUUGUAAAGGGAUGUAAUUUUGCUGAAGGAAAAAUAGAAUACUUUACACAAAAUAUAGCAUCUUCUGAAAAUAAAUGUGCCUUAGAGGCCUAUCCAAAUGACGUUAUUGGGUUCAACUGUUCCAAGAUAACUAGAGCAGAUGCAGAAGAAGAAUCAGAUGAAGAAGAUCCAGUAAACAAUUUUGUUGAACCUGAUGGAUGCUUUGCACAUGUGUAUAAUGAAUCUGGUGGAAAAACAGACAUCAAUGAACUAUUACCAGGGGCGCAACUAUACAAUAUUAAAAAGAAAAAAUCUCGUGCUUUUAUGAAAAUUCCCUCGAUUAUAAAUAAACUAUCAUUAUCUAUUUCUUGUAAAUGUAAAGUAGAUUCUACCGUGAAAGAAGUAAAUAUAAAAAUUGUGAAUGGCAGAACGAAGACACAAAAAGGAUUAGGUGUUGUAGAUGUAAAAAAAGAAGCUACUACCAAUAGUGAUGAUAACAUAUAUACAUGUCCAAACAAAAGUAUUAUAGAACCCAAAUUAGCAAAGUGGGAUGAUAAGUAUGUAAAACAUACAUGUCAGGUAGAUGUAAAAAAAGAGAAUAGUUACAUAGAAUUGUUUUGCCCAUCAAAAGAUUUUUCUAUUCAUCAUAACAUUAAUAUGAGUUACAGUACAACCAAACCACAAAAAGAAGAGCAGUUAAAACCAUUUAAUCAGGAAGUACUUGAAAAAUUAAUUCCACAUUCAGAAAUUCUGCAUAAAACUAAGAUCAUGCUACCAUUGACAAAAACGCAUGAAAAAGAAAAUGUAGAUUUAUCACACAUAUAUUUAUACUUCCCACAAUAUGUUAAAGAAGAACACGAAUUCAAUAUUGUAUGUGAUAAUAGCAAUACUUUUGUAGAUUACAAAAAAGGAGGGACAUUAUCUUACCAAAUUAAGGUUCCACAAAGAAGCAAAAAAGUGAAAGGUUGUGAUUUUACAUCUACCAAAUCGGAUAUAUUUCUAAACACAGAAAGUGCUAAUAAUUGUGUAAUAGAUGCACUUCCAAAUGAUAUAAUUGGGUUCGUUUGCCCACCUGAUACUGUUAAGAUAACUAGCUGUUUUAGAAAUGCAGUCGUCGAUGAAAAAUUAACGAACAUUUCGGAUCUCCUAUCCCUAACCGAUGAUAAUAUAGCUAAUCAAACAUAUACUCACAAUUUUAAUUACAUCCAAGUACCAAAUAUUAUCAGCAAAGAUGUGUCGUUCAAAUGUAUUUGUGUUAAUUUGAAAAAAGAUUACCAGUUAAAAUCUCCACCUAGUCCAAAACUUUUAGAUGUAAUUUAUCAGAAGUUAAAUAUAAAAAAAGCGGACGAUGCAUUAUCUCUCAAAGCAGAUAGGAAACAUAAAUUCCUUAUGAGUAGCAUGAAUAUGUACUUAGCUCAUAAGACAGAUAAAAUAGCUAGCCUUUUUCACAAAAUAAACGAGAAAAAACCAGCUGAAGAAGAUGCGAAUCCAGAAGAAAUAAUCGAAGAAAUAGCUACUAGCGAAAAUUAUGACGAUUCUACAUGUCCCAGCUGUUCCAUACCACAGGUUCUUGGUGGAUAUACUGAAGAAGAUUACUACUCAGUGUUACAAAAUAUACAUAAUGAAAGUGUAGAAGAAACUAUAACACAAGAAAUAGCAUCAUUAAUUGCAACCGAUUUUAAGGUGUAUACAUUAAAGAUUAAUUUAAAAGCACCAAAGUUGAUAGAAGCAAAAAAGGUUAAAGAAGAUGCAUAUGUGUGUGAUUUUUCCAAAAAAGGUUUACUUCUACCUGAACCACUUAAUGAAGAUAUACCGUCUGACAUCCAUUGUCACAGUGUACUAAAACCUCUUGACAUUUUGUAUGUAAAAUGCCCAACAGAAAAAGCAGCAUAUGCUAUUGCAAAAGGAAAAAUGGAAGAAGAUGAUGAUGAAGGUGAUAAAGAAAUAACUACUCUACUCGAUUCUGUUGUACAAGAUGGUGUAUCAGAUGCUAGUCCUUUGGAUGAUCCAUCUUUUGUAAAAUAUUUCUCUAAUUAUACUAUAAAACCGAAUAACUUUUUUGAAAAAGUAUUAAUUUCAGAAGGAACAGUAGAGGACAAAGAGGAAGAAAUAGAUACAAUACUACCAGGAGCUCUUUACACAACUAUGAAAGUAUUAAAAAAAAAAGAUCCAUACACAUCAUACGCUGCUAUUGUUAUUCCUCCAAGUAUUUCUAAGAAUACAACUUUUAAAGUUCAGUGCAAUAAUGAAGGAUACAAAGAAGCAAGUAAAUAUGGAGGAUACAAAGGAAUUAUUCAUUUAAGCAUAUCCAAGAGUGAAAAAAAGGCUAUAGGUUGUGAUUUUACUUCUGCAAAUAGUAAACUACUAACGAAGGGAAUUGAGCUUUCUACUGGGCAAACAAAAGAUUGUGAAAUAGAACUAAAAAAAAAUGACAUAUUUGGUAUUAGAUGUAAUUCUGAUUUUACAUUAGAUCCUGAAAAAUGUUUUCACGAAAUUUAUAACAAAUCUAGUGAAGUGAAGAAAAUUUCAGAAGUUAUUCCAAAUGUAAAAAUAUUUACAUUUCCAAAUUCCAAAUCUAAAAUUGCUUAUGGAAAAAUUCCAUUAGAUUAUGUAAAUAAAGUAAAUUUUUCAUGUUCUUGUAAAAAACCAGAUGGUGUUACUAAAGGUACUAUGAAAGUUGUUGUAAAUAAUGAAGAAGCAUCAUUGGAAGAUAUGAAACUAGUAGAUGCAAUAAAGCACGAAAAUGUUAACUUCUGUAACUUCUUUGAUAAUGAAAUGUUGUCUUUUAAACAAAAUGCAGAUAAAAAUAUCCAAUGUAAGGUAGAACCAGAAUUAUUUUCUGAAGUAUUAGUAAUUUUACCACGUUUAGGAAGUUCCAAUGCUGGUGAAGCAGAUUAUAAGAAUUUCUCUGUAACACCAUCAUUAGCUGUUUCAGAAGAUAUAAAAGUUGUCUUAGAUGAUAAGAAUCAUGUACCAUUAAGUACUGCACUAAAAGGAGUGUUUGGACAUAGAACCUUUUCUUUUAAAAAAAAUGAUAAGAAUGGAAUCGGAUUCAGUUUUUUUAUUCCUCCAGUAUUUGAAAGCAUAAAUCUUAAAUUAAUAAUUAACCAGAAGGAAGUUUUAUCAAGUUCAAAACAGAGAGGUGUCAUUUUCAUUGUUGUGAGAAAAAAUAUGGAUGAAGGAUCAUUAAAAAUGUGUGAUUUUACAUCUAGUGAAAAUUCCCUUUCUGAUCUACAUGGUACAAAUAACGAAAAGGUGUGUAAUGUGAAAAUAAAAAAAGGAGAUGUUUUUGGAAUUACGUGUCCUAAGGGAUUCUAUCUCUAUCCAGAGGCAUGUUUCUCAAAUGUGAUUCUGGAUUAUUACAAAGGAGAGGUAAACGUAGAAGCGGAACAAGAAGAAGACGCAAGUGAAGGAAAUGAUGAAGACAUAAACUACAUAGAAGAAGCCAAGACCAACCUGAGAUUAAAAGACUUAUUAGAAUUAGUAGGUGAAAAUGAUAUAGAUAUUUCUGAUUUGCAUAAUUUUUAUGAAUUUUCUAAUAUCACAGAAAUGCUAAAUUUUGAGAAUUUCAAUUUGGGUUCUAUGCCUCUAGAUUUCAAGAAAAAUUACACCUCUUCUUAUGCAAAGGCACCAGCUAAAUUUAGAAGCAUCCUUAAAUUUUCUUGCAAUUGUUACAAUCCUCAAAAAAAUGUAUUUGGAACAAUGAAUGUCGAGUCGGAGUAUACAGAUGUGGAGAAGGUAGGAAAACCUGAUGAAGAAAAAUAUGUACGUACUCAGCUCCUUCCUCUAAGAAAGAAAAUUAAAAUAGAAGAAGAAUCAGAAUCAGAAGAAGAAGAAGCAGAUCCAUUUAUGCAGCAAGAUGAUAGUAGUACCGAAUUGGUAGGAGGUGUUGGACAAUGGGAUCAAGAAGAAACAGAUAAUAGCAGCAUGCUAUCUGAUGGUAUAAGCUACACAUGUGAUUUUUCACAAGAAAAUUUAUUCGAUUUAAUUGAAGGAAAAUUGCAAAGAAAUACAUGUAAGAUAAAUGCAAGAGCGAUGGAUGUGGUUACUAUUAAAUGCCCACCAAUCAAGAAUCAUGUACACAAAGAAACAGCAGUUCCAGAAAGAAAUGAAAAAGAAAAGGUAACAAUCACUAUUGAUGAAGAAGAAUAUGUGACAUACCAAGAUGAAAAGACAAUGAAGAAAACAUUUUCGUUGAAAGAAAUUUACAAUAAUGAAUAUUAUAACAUGACUACAGAUGAGGUUAAACUGUUGAGAAAGUUAGAUGCAGAGUGGGAUGACAACCAUAUAUUUUAUCCAAAACAGGUUCUAGAAAAUGUAAUUGUAGAAAACAAAAUAGUUAAGUUGAAAGAGGCAUUGCCAGGUUUAAUAUUUCUUAAAAGCAAAGUACAAGAUGAAAUGAAAUCGACAAAUUUGAUAACAGAUGGUGUUACACGAUUUUUCAUUCCUCCAUAUGUAAAGGACGAUUUCAAUUUUCACAUUUUUUGUGGAAAAUCUUCUUCUAAGAAACCAAAAAGAAAUGAUACAUCCCUCGGAAUUGUGCAUGUAAAUAUAUCAGCAAACAGGAAAGAACUUCAAGGUUGUGAUUUUGUAGCUCCAAAGGGAGAUGUAGAAUCUUCUUCUAUAUUUACAAAUAAGAGAGAUACAUCUAAUGAUUCCAUUUGUCCAAUUUCUCUUACACCGAAUACAGUGGUUGGUAUAAGGUGUCCCAAAAAGAAGCUAACACCAGAGAAUUGUUUUCAAGAAACAUAUUUCAUAAAAGAAAUUCAAGCUGGAUCAACUGUAGAUGAAUUUGCUAACUUACAUAAGGAGAAAAUAACAGAUAUAAUAAAAGAUUCUAUACCUAUCCAAAAUUUUGAAAAUGAAGAAAAUACAUAUACUUACUUGAUUCUACCUAAAAAUAUGAAACAUUUGGAAACUUUAGAUACUCAGUUUUACUGUACUUGUGAUAAAAACAUUGUAAAAAUGAAAAUUGAUGAAAUUUACAUAAAAAGAGAAAAGGCAGAAAGAAUUGAUAAUGAAACGUGUACAUAUGAUAAAGUGAAAAAUGUAACAAUUUGUAAUGUAGUCGAAUAUAUGGAAAGUCUUUCACAAAAGGACAAUAAAACUAAUCAUUACAAAAUUAAUUUAACUGGAUGGAGUAAAUUAAUUUUAAAAUAUCCAACAAAUGAAAAGGAAAAUUAUGAAAAAAUAUUUUUAAAUCCAUUUAAUAUAAAAGAAAAAGUAUUAUUUAAUAAGGUACCAACAGACAUUGAAGAAAUUUUACCAGGUUCUAUAACAACAAAUAAAGUGGAUUCUAGGACAAAAAUAGUAGAACAUACAUUACGUAUUCCACCAUAUGUUCAUAAAUCUGUUCAAUUUUCUCUAGAAUUUAAUAAUUCUCUAUCUUCCAAAAAAGUAAAUUAUAAUUAUGUGUAUGGAAAUGUUAUCAAAAUUUUUAUCCAUGUAAAUGAGGGAUAUAAAGAAAUUAAUGGUUGUGAUUUUACAGGUUAUUAUAAUCAUCUAUUUAGUCAUACAUUUGAUCCAAAUUCGAAAGAAAAUAUAACAUGUAAAGUUACUGUUGGAUCUAAAUCUUUUGCUGGAUUUGCUUGUCCCCCUAAUUUUGAUGUAAUUCCACAAAACUGUUUUACAUCUGUUUAUGAUAAUAAUGAUGACGACAAAGUUAAAAAGUUAGUAGAUUUAUCUGAAGAUGCAGAACACGAUUCUGUUCAUUACAACACACGUGGAUUCACACUUUCCUACGUCACUUUCAAGAGUGCUGUCAAAGGGCAAAACAUUUCCUGCAAAUGUGUCUCCCCUGAGAAUGUUACUUACACCAUCAAUGUUGCUUUCGAUCCUGAUUCCAGCAACGCCUUUCCCUCCACUCGCAUUCGAAUCAGAUACGUUGAUUUGAAGAAGGGCAACUUUGCUUCUUACCUCCGAAAGAGGUGA